AACCCUACCAACGGUAACGUCACUCGCCUUUUGUUGCUGCUGUCACGCCAUUUUCGCCUUGAAUCACGUCUCGCGAGUGUGUGCGUAGGUACGUGUAGUUGUGGAGCUUGGGUGGAGAGAAACCGCCCCCCACUUCCAUUCAAAACACAGGUCGCGUCACGGAGCGGGCGUGAAGUACUAAGGUCUUUUUUCUGUGGUGUGCAGCAGUAGUUUCCUCCUUUGAUUGUACUCACACACAGUGUAGCAGUAGUGGCUAGUGUUUUAAGUAAAUCCUCCUCAGCUCGUCCCAUUUUUGCAUCAGCUAGUCAGCAGCAGCAGAGUAGCAGUGUCAGUGUCGGUGUCGAGUCGGAUCGAGAGUGUUCGUUCGUUCGCGUUUAUGCAUUCAACUCCGCUGCUGCUAUCCAUUAUAAUGUCGUCGGGGUUGCCGUAAUUACUUUCGAAAGUUUUUUUUUCUGGUUUUUGAGGAGCUGCCCCGCGUUCGACUCGACGCGCCUUAAAGUGUUGUGCAAAAUUUCGUGAGUGCGAAGAAUCGGAAGUGGCGAAUGGUCGCCGUCGUCGUCGUGGAAGAAGGUCGUCGAUGAGCGUCGUCCGUCAAAAGUGGUCAUCGUCGUCGUCGUGUUUCUUUUUUUUCGUUCUCUUGUUUUGGGUGUGCAAAAUUACGUGUCCGCCGUCUGCCGUCCCUGGGCAGGGGCGCGCGAUAAUUGGUGGUGUAAAAAAGCAUAGUGCGCUUCGUCGGAAACAGCGUCAUUAGUGAAAAUGGAGAAUACGAAAAACAACAGCAGCAGCGGUGGCAAAAGUGAGAAAACUACCAGCAGUUCCUCCGCCACCGCCGCUAGCACCACCAUCUGCAGUGGCCAACAGCAACAACAACAACAGCAGCAGCAGCAGGGAAAGGGGUCUAAAUUGAAGCGGGCCUUCUCGAUGUCGCGCAAUCCGUUCCAUUCGGUUUCGCGACAAACUGGCAAGAAAUCCGGAGCCGCGGAAAAGUCCGCAUCUGGAGGAACGCCAACAGCGCUGUCGACGUCGAUGACGAAUGCAGGCGUCGUGACCUCGGAACAAAAUUCCAUCAACAGCGGAGGAGGAGUGGGGAGAGUUGGUGGUGGUGGCAGCGAUGCAAUCAAAGUGCAAGGCAACUGCCCCGAAGCCAAUCGGGGUGGGUCGGAGAAGAAGCUAUUUCGUCGGCUCUCGGUCAAAAAGUUUAUUAAUCGCAUUGCACAACAAAUGACAUAUGUCAGCCUUGCGGGCAACCAGAAGGAGGCCGAUCGGGUUCCUCCGGCGCCGCCAGCCAAUGGGUUCGUUUGGCCACCGGACACGAUCCCGGGCGUGAUCGGCCUGCGCAACCACGGCAACACCUGCUUCAUGAAUGCCGUCCUCCAGUGCCUCAGCCAUACGGACAUCCUGGCUGAGUACUUCGUUUUGGAUCAAUACAAGGCGGAUCUAAAACGGCGUAACAAGAUCAAUGCGAAAAAGUUCGGAACGAAGGGUGAGCUGACGGAACAGUUGGCACUGGUGCUAAAAUCUCUCUGGACGUGCAAGGAUGCCCCCGAAUAUAGUUCUAGUUUUAAGGCCGUCGUUGACCGAUACGGUAGUCAAUUCCGGAGCUCGACGCAGCAUGACGCGCAGGAGUUCCUCUUCUGGUUGCUAGAUAAGGUGCACGAGGAUCUAAACACCGCCAGCAAGCGGAAAUAUAAAGCGAUCAAGAACAACUACGGCCGCUCGGACGAGGUGAUCGCCGCCGAAACCCUAGCCAACCACAUCCGCUGCAACAGUUCGUUCGUGCAGGCCGUCUUUCAGGCCCAGUUUCGGUCGUCGCUAACCUGUCCCCGGUGCCAUAAGCAGAGCAAUACCUUCGACCCGUUCCACUGCAUUUCGGUGCAGCUGCCGCAGUUGACGCUGCAACCGGUUUUUGUGCGGGUGAUCUACGCCUCGCAGCAACCGAAGCAGGUUCAGCUGGGCCUGGGGGUACCGCAUGGGUCACCGGUGAUGGUGCUGAGGGAGCAACUGCACGCCGACACGGGGAUCGCCGUGGACCGGAUGAUACUGGCGGAGGUUUGCGACGGGGGCUUCAAUCGGGUGUACUGUGAUUCGCAUUUGGUGUCAUCGGUUGGGGAUGACGGUUCGACGGUUUAUUGUAUAGAAAGUCCACCGGUUGCGGAAGGAAUGACCCAAAUCGUGCUGUGUAUUACUAAUGGACGGAGGGAUGUCGGGAGUGGUGAAAUACGGCGGUUCGGAACUCCGUUUUGUAUAGUGGUCAAUAGGGAUGUUUCGUAUGUGGAGUUGCAGAAGUUGCUGUUGAAGGAAAUGGCGAGUAUUUUAAAAUCGGAAGUAUUUGCGUUCAGUACCCCUAUGCAGGAAAUGUUCAAGGUGCGAUUGCAGGAUCCUUCGUGUGAUGCGGAUACCUACCUGGAGUCCAACGUAGAGCAUCCGUUGUUUACGGAGAUGAUUGAUUUGGCACUGUCGGUGCUACCAACCGAUGCCGGCCCGGCACAUGUGAAACUUUUAAUUGAGUGGACUAAUCCGGAGCGGUUCUUUAGUGAUAUGACGGACCCUUUCGUGGAACACGAAAGUGUCAGCCAGAUGAAAGAGAAGAUUCCGGGCAGUUCGUCUCUGACCUUGGAGCAGUGCCUAGAACAUUACACCAAAGCGGAAACGCUCAGCGCGGAAGAUGCUUGGAGGUGUCCUCACUGCCAGAAGUAUCUUCCGGUGGUGAAAACGCUAGGGCUGUGGUCACUUCCGGAUAUUAUGGUAAUCCAUUUCAAGCGUUUCCGGCAGCAACAGUUGCGCGGACCUCAGGCGGCCAAAUUAACAACAUUGGUGAAGUUUCCCUUGACCGGCUUCGAUAUGUCGCCCCAUCUGGCGAGGGAUUCCAAUACGGAAGCAUCCUCCGGUACUAACGGAGCCGAUGACAAUUGGAGUCCCUGGCGAAAAACUACCAAUCGAUAUACAAAACAUUCCUCAAAUCACUACAAUCAAAACUCCCUACAUAUGGACAAUCGUUAUGAUCUUUAUGCGGUUUGCUAUCACCAGGGCGACACUCUGGAAACUGGCCACUAUACUGCUGCGUGUAAGAAUCCUUACGACCACCAGUGGUACAAAUUCGAUGAUCAACGCGUGGCACAGGUCCCCAACGAACGCAUUCAAGAAGAGAUUGUCAACAAUGAGGCUUACAUACUUUUCUACCAAAGACGGAAAAUCGACGGGUCGGAAUGUUCCGGAACGAGUUCGAGCUCCGGAAACGAUCAUUGGGUAUCGAGAAUUUCCGCGGCUCCACUGGGUAUUACCAAUGAAUCCAAGCCAAAGGUAGAUCCUCCUAAAUCAGCUCCUCCUGCGACUGUUACCCCGACUACAACGUCUAUUACUGCAAAACCGGAAGUGCAGGCGAUUCCAAUAAAGGCGGAAAUCGAAGAAACUGCCACCAUACAUUCCGAGAGUGAAAGUGAAUCGAGUGACAACAAAAUGCCUAAAGAACCCAGUGUAGAAUUUGCAACAGUGCAAACAACCGUGGAAGUGGAACCUCAGAACAUAGACAGUCCAAAAUCCGAUGAGCCUUCGGAUAACCCGUCCUCCAUCACAGAGGACCCGGUAAACUCCCCUAUCGAGGAACACACACCCGAAGCUGAUGCCUCCAAGGAAGGUUCCAUCAAAACCCUAACGGAUGAACCUUCCUCGCCAGAACUGCGACGUUCCACGGAACCAACGACCUCGGAGCAGUCGGACGAUACGAGCGGUAGCACCACGCCCAAAUCGCCGUCCGACUCCAGCAGUCGCUUCUCGUUGCCAACCCAGCAGUCGCGCUCGCAUUCGCAUUUCCCGGAGAUUCUCUGGGGCCACCAUCACCACAACCAUCACCGGCCGUCCUCGUUUACGGCGUACAAAUCCAGCUUCGAACCGCAGGAUGCCGUGUCGAUGAUCCGAGGGGCCAACACGUGCAGCAAGGAUACGUUGCUGUUCAUCGAUCAGCAGUCGCACGCCGCCGGGCUGGACCGGAUCAUGCUGGGCGACGACGACGACGACGAUGACGAUUCGGACGACAUGAUGGGGAACAGCCGGGCGCUGUGGAUAUCGCCAGUCACGCCGCAUAAGCUGAUAACGGUCUCACCGAAGAACUAAACUACGAAGCUUGCCGUGGGUGAGAAUGAGUCGCAGCAGCAACAGCAACGGCAACAAGUCGAAUGAGAUUUCAAAAAUCUACCACCAACCUCCCAACCACCAAAUAAGAAAAAAAAAUCGAACAUAUUGCAGUGCAGUCCUUUAUAAGUACCAUGUAGCUUUGCAGCGGAAUCCGUACACGAAACAUAGAGAGAGCAGAGCAGAGCAUCCCAGUAUUCGCAGCGUGAAAGUACCUUACCCCCCACUACCUACACGUGCAAUGCGAGUAACGCGGCUCUAUUUAUAUAUGAUCAUGUUGAAAGUUUUAAAGUCGUUUUUAUGUUAUAAUUUUUUGUUUGCCUGUGAGUAAUAGUAGGGAAAAAGUCACUCAUUAUUAUUUAUUUAUAAACAAACAAAAACGGAGGAACGAGGGUUCGUAAAAGGUAACGCUAUAGUACCGUUUAGUGUAUAUCAAGGUGGUGCGCGGACGUCACGACAGUGGACACGUCCGCGUUCGGGUGAGUAUUUAUUUGAGCUAGUAGACUAGUAGACUAUAAGAUAGAAGAAACGAAAUGAAAAACUUUAUACUAUAGAUGCAGUUCCGUGUAAAAAAGUUGUACCACUUUUCUGAAUUUCUUAUGAUUUGGCAGUACACUCACUUGCUAUUUUCUCAGAAGCGUGCAAUCAAGAAACGAUGUAUGGGUGACUUUUGCCAUGUGAUUUCGUCUAAAACUUUGUCGAAUAGAGUAGGGGUCGCACACGAAUCCCAAGGUCGUGUCAGAGCUGUGAAAGCGACUCUCCACGAGGUGAGUGUAAUUUACAUUCACCUCGUGGAGAGUUGGCUUCGCAGCUCCCUCACGACUUCGGUAUUCGUGUGCGACCCCUACUCUAUUCGGCAAAAUUUUAGACGAAAUCACAAGGUAAAAGUCAUCCAUACAUCGUUUCUUGAUUGCACGCUUCUGAGUUGAGAAAACUGCAAGUGAGUAUAACUCUUUCCAAGUGAGUGUUCCCAUCCUUGGAUAGAGCAAUUCUUCAUUUAGUGUUAAAGAUCUGGAUAAUAAUGUAUACUAUGUAACAUCAUGUCUGAAAACACCUUAGCGUGUAUUCAUUCAUCAUCAAUAACCAAAAAACGGCCGCGUAAGUGUAUGCGCAGGAUCGCACGCAACACUGCAAGUAGAUUAAAUCUUUCACUGUUUUCUCUAAAUACUCGUUUUCUUCACAUCGUUUAUGCCAAAGGAAAUUUAUCAAAAGUAAUUACAACCUUUUCCCAUCGAACUGCUGAUAGAGUCCCAUUCCUCUUUAACCAUGCAGAAGUUUUACUACCUAAAUAUACAAUCCUAUUUCGCGUUAGACACAUUCUUCAAGACUUUCCAAAUUAAAAGAGAAGAGAGAAAAACUUUAGACUAAACCAAAACUGUUCGGGGGUACCCACUAGAGCAAGUUCAGAAUCACAAGUGACCGCGAAAGUAGACAGCAAUUAUCUAGACGAAUGUAAAUUUACACUACGUGAACUUUUACAUUUACGUUUCACACACGCGCAUUACCUUCGGGAUCCGAGCUGCAGCGAUUAAAGCGGAAAGUGUUGCGCCAUUCAGCCAUUCAGGCCAGCCCCUCCCCGCCCAGAACAAAAUUUAAGAAAAGAAAAACAACUGUAGGCUAGCACUAUUGGCACUGACGACUGAGUUUAGUAGAGCGAGUGAUAAAACAAGAAGAAAAAAAAAACUGUCUGAAAUCAACCAAAUUAACGAGAGAUUUUUGCGUAGAUAUUCGUCGAAGCGGAUUGGAUAGCUAGCGUUGCAGUUAGGCAGAGGAACUACCGAAGAAGGAAAGAAAAAACAACAUUAAGCAUACAGAAACAAGUACAAUUUAAUGUUAGUUAUUUGAUUGUAAAAAGAGGAGUAAAAUUAUAAAACAUUAGAAUAGA
Molecule: messenger RNA, 6013 nt
Organism: Aedes albopictus (Asian tiger mosquito)
Lineage: Eukaryota; Metazoa; Arthropoda; Insecta; Diptera; Culicidae
Gene: Usp15-31
Product: ubiquitin carboxyl-terminal hydrolase 31
Exons: 6
Coding region: 757-4110 (1117 amino acids)
Biological process (GO): protein deubiquitination
Molecular function (GO): cysteine-type deubiquitinase activity
Source: RefSeq, a predicted model, not a curated record